Messenger RNA from Belonocnema kinseyi, 1464 nucleotides. RefSeq lists its product as uncharacterized. Lineage: Eukaryota; Metazoa; Arthropoda; Insecta; Hymenoptera; Cynipidae. The record is from RefSeq and is a predicted model, not a curated record. The transcript is spliced from 4 exons. Bases 1 to 1464 code for a protein of 487 amino acids.
AUGUCACAUGUUAGGUCCAAUCAUAUCGUCGAAAAUUGUAAUGCCACAGCAUGCAAGACUUGUAGCCAGAAACAUCACACUGUCCUCCAUCCGCAAAAUAAAAAUAAAAAAUGCUUCCAGACCAAUCACGCUAGCUUGCAUAACUCUUUACCGUCUCAAGUUUUAUUGUCGACUGCUAGGAUUAACAUCUUAGAUAACAAGGGAGUUCCUCAUGCGUGUAGGGCUCUGUUAGACAACGGGCCUCAGAUGCAUUUCAUGACUGAGAAACUAGCCGAGAAAUUAGGCCUGAAGCAACGGGAAAUUGAGAUUCCUCUCGGUGGAGUGAAUCAAAUGACCUCUAGUGUAAGCAAAAUAACAAGGACGACUAUCCAAUCCCGGUUAAACAAAUAUUCGACAGAUCUGACCUUCCUCAUAACGCCGGAGGUAAAUAAUCAGGCACCAAGCGAACCAUUGAAUAGGGUGGAGUUGAAAAUUCCUUCCAAUAUCCGUCUUGCCGAUCCGGAGUUUCACAGACCAUCAGAAAUCGACAUACUGAUCGGUGCUGAGAUAUUUCUGAAAUUGCUGUGUGUCGGACAAAUGUCUUUAGCUAACGGAAGAAAAACGCCUGGUGUAGCAGGUCCAAUUGCCGCCAAGUGCAAUUUAUCAUUCAAUUUAUUAAACAAGAAAAUUUGUGAAUUUUGGGAAAUUGAAAAUGGGCCUAACGAAAGAACUAAAUCUCACGAAGAAAGCGCAUGCGAAAUUCACUUCCAAGAAAAUACGCGCCGCGAUUCCGCAACCGGCCGUUAUAUCGUGAAACUUCCGUUCAAGGAAGAUUCAAACGGACUCAGCGAGUCAUACUCUCAUGCACUCAAACGAUUUCACUCGCUAGAACGAUCGUUAGGUGGGAACCCUGAAUUAAAAGAUAAAUAUAUCACCUUUAUGAGCGAAUAUUCGGAAUUGGACCAUAUGUCUGAGGAUAAAUCUGCAUCGAUUUACGACGGUUAUUUUUUGCCUCAUCAUGCCAUAAUUAAACAAUCUAGCUUAACAACAAAACUUAGAACCGUUUUUGACGCGUCAGCGAAAACAUCCAACGGGAAUUCUUUAAACGAUAUACUCAUGGUAGGUCCCAAUAUCCAGGAAGAUCUUUUCUCACUGCUGAUCCGAUUUAGAUCACAUAUAUUCGCAAUCACCGUCGACAUUGAGAAAAUGUAUCGGCAAAUACUGGUGACUGAAAAUGAUCAAAAGUUUCAGAAAAUUUUGUGGCGAGAAAAUGCUCAUCAACCUGUAAAAAUCUUCCGAUUAAAGACGGUCACCUAUGUCGUCGAAUCAACGAGUAUCAUCAAGUCACCAAGUCGUCGAGUCAACGUGUGUAAUCAAUUAAAAAGUGUCAUCAAGUCAAGGAGUAUCGCAGUCAUCGAGUAUCAUCAAGUCACCGAGUAUCACCGAGCCGUCGAGUCAACGUGUGUCAACGAGUUAACAAAUUAA